CUGCGUGCCAUUUUCCUUUCUUUUCGUUUUGUCGCCUCUCUCCCCACUCGCUCUGAGUGUGCUCUCGCUUUCGCCUCCAAGUCUUGUACCUCCAAAAAGAGGGAGGGAGGAGAGGAGACGAGAGGUUUGCGUGACAGCGAGCGAGUGAUUACCUCAGCCGGCAGACAGCCGCCAAAGCAGUGUUAGUGAGUGGUAGUGAGAGCUAGUAGAGCCCAGAGGAGGAGGGGAGCACCAAGCACGAGCAUCUCCACUUCUCCACUCUCCAGUCCACGCGCGCCCCAUGCCCGUCUGCUCCGUUUCCACCUCCACCUCCACCUCCAUGAGGGCCAGCUGAGGAAGACAAGGAAGGGGAAUCUCUCCCCCAUUCGCCUAGCCGUCCUGAUCUGCCGGCUCCCGGCGGCAACCCCUUCUCUUCCCCCCCUACAGGUUUCAUCUAUGGGGCAAGAUGCUGGCUUCAAGCGCGAGGGUCAUUCUGGAUUGGGAGCAGGUCCUGAAACUUUGAAGACCUCUUGCUGUACCAGUGAAGAAAAUGAGAGUCGAAACAGAAGAUACCAUCAGUUGAAAGGCUCAGAGAGCAACUCGGGGCAGUUACACCUGGACUACAUCCCAAAUUUCCACUGCAAGAGCUUGCCAACAAGAAGCCGCAAGACGAAUGCUGAACAAAGUGUCAUAGGGAAGCGUGGUUCUAUGUACCAGAGCUCUAGUGAAAUUAGCAGAAUCAGAAAAAUCCAGGAGGGCAGGAGGAAAAUAGAUUCUGCAUUUGAUGGGGAUGCAUUUCUGUCCUUUGAUAUUGUUGAUGCAUCCUCUCGCCCUAGCACAAGUGGAGCUUAUCUGCAUUCCCAUCAGAACCGGAGGUCAGGUGCUAAGCCUUCUGUAGAAACUGCUCGUAAGAUUAAUCGAGCAUCAAAGGACUUCCUGGACCUUUCGUUCCGUGAACUUCCUGAUGAGAAUUUUAAGCUGGACCGACCACGCUUGGACAGUACCUUGUUGAAAAAUGAUGGAGAUGAUGGUUUCUUGGAGAUUUCUCUUGAGAAAGAGAUAACGAAGGGUGGCCCCUGCAGAAAUGCAGCUCCUGUCUUGCUAAGCACUGAAUCAGGUAAAUGCACUGAAACAAAUAACCUGCACAAGAUGAGGGGAUGCCCCAGUGAGAACGACUGUGGUGAGAGGGGGAGGGAUUCAGCAAGCAGUUCCAAAUCAACACCUGUGAAAGCAAGCUCCUUUGAUGGUACCUGUCAAUCUAACGGUGUUCAACAUCAUAUCAUAGAGAACAGCACUAAAGCUCGAUCAAGCCCCUUCAAGAAGAUGCUGGACCCUAUCAUGAAGUCCAAAUCUCUUAGGAGCCCGUCUCUCAUGGAAAAAGGAGACUCCAACUCUAUAACUGGGACAGGUAGCAAGAAAAAUUCCAUGUCUCGAAAAUCACUGUUGGGUGAUUUUUCAAGAACUGAACAAGCAUCUAAUUGCCAGCCUAAUGGACAAGCACAGCGUGUCAAAUCUGCUUUGUCACCUGCUCAUCUUCAAGCGGUUCUUAGAUUGGAUUCCAAGAAUGGUGUACAGGUUUUUGAAUUCUGUGUUGAGGGCCCAGAAGAAUCCAUUUCUGCCAGGAAUUGGAAAACUGGAGAUGAGUUGAACUCUAUAUACACCUUCCAUAGUGGUGGGAAACGAUCCAGUGCUGCUGGAAGGAUCUCCAAAGAUGGAGGCUUGAAUUUACCGCCAAUUGUAGGCCAGGUGCAGGUUUCAUCUUAUUUAUGCUCUGAAGUUGGAAAAGAUGGUACGGUGAAUAACUCUGUCGUCACUGAGUUUGUUUCAUACGAUAUUGCUCAUGCAAGGCGGAUUGUUGAGGAAAAGACUCAAUGUACAGAGACCCCUCAACAACCACUGUGUGGUGUCGUUGAUAAAUCAAUCUCCGGUGAUUCUCCACAGAGGAUUAAUCUGAUGGAAGAGAACAAGAUUGGGAGAAAUAACUCGGAUGUAUCUACAUCUUGCCCAUGGUCUGAAGAAGAUCUUUAUCCUCAUUUUGAGAUUGCAGCAACUGUGAUAGAGAUUCCAUUUAGUAAAGACAAGUCCAAAGAAAUGAAGAACGGUUCAUCUCCUUGUACUGUCAAAGUUGUUACACCUAGUGGACUGCAUGGUUCACCUAGUGAUGAUGAAGCAAGCCCAUCUCCCUUGCUAGAUAGAUGGAGGUAUAGUGGGGGUUGUGAUUGUGGUGGAUGGGACAUGGCUUGUCCCAUUGAAAUUCUUGGCAAUGUAUAUGAUAAUAACUGGGCUGAGUCUGUAACCACCAAUGCGAAACAUCCCAUGGAGCUCUUUGUUCAGGGUAGCAAAGAAGAGCUCCCUGUCCUUUCUAUGAAGGAGAAUGGGAGAGGACAGUUUUUGGUGGAUUUCCAUGGGCGACUAUCAGCAUUACAGGCAUUUUCAGUUUGCAUCUCUCUGCUGCACUGUUCUGAAGCUUCGAUCGCCAUCAGUCUCGAGAAGGGGAAGCAGAAACUGUAUUCCAGCUCACUUAAGUUGCUCCUUGAGGAGGAUGUGAGGCACCUAAUCGAGGCCGUUACAGCUGAAGAGAAGAAGCAGCAGAAGAAGAAGAGGAGAGAAAAGGCACCUCCAUCUGUUCUGCUUGACCCACCUUUUUCUCCCAUUGGAAGAGUAUAGCAAGGCAGGGCGCGGCUGAAGCUUUAGGACCCAUUGUGUGUAACAUUGUUUACUAUCGGUCAAGAUUUGUCCUCAUGUUCAUAUUUUCCUUUUACUGAAGGGGCAAAUUCAUGUUGUUCAUAAGGAUGGGGGGGUUGCAUACUUGCAUGUAGUGUUAGAUUUUAGCAGGCAGUAAGGUCAUAAUGUACUGUUGAGAUGUUGAAUAGAAAAAAAAUUAGGAGGCAGUUGCAUGUUCCAGUUGGAAGAAGAUAAGUGAAUGGAGAAAAGCUGGCUGUCGCCUCUGUAUGUAAACAUCAGCUGAAACAAAAUGUAGCAUGAAGUAGUGUUCAGUUUUCACUCUGAUUGCGCAUUUCAAAUUUGCACUUUGAACUGGAGGUGCAUUGCAUUGGAA
Molecule: messenger RNA, 3037 nt
Organism: Sorghum bicolor (sorghum)
Lineage: Eukaryota; Viridiplantae; Streptophyta; Magnoliopsida; Poales; Poaceae
Exons: 3
Coding region: 436-2646 (736 amino acids)
Source: RefSeq, a predicted model, not a curated record